Molecule: messenger RNA, 1244 nt
Organism: Cicer arietinum (chickpea)
Lineage: Eukaryota; Viridiplantae; Streptophyta; Magnoliopsida; Fabales; Fabaceae
Product: abscisic acid receptor PYL4-like
Biological process (GO): abscisic acid-activated signaling pathway
Cellular component (GO): nucleus; cytoplasm
Molecular function (GO): abscisic acid binding; protein phosphatase inhibitor activity; signaling receptor activity
Source: RefSeq, a predicted model, not a curated record
UCUAUAUCUCUUUAAUACACCUCCUCCUAUACCAAAAAGAACAACAAAGAAGAGAAAAAGAAAAAGAACUCUUAUAACACCAACUUGUAUUACAAAAUUAUAAUACUCUCUCCUCUCAACUCUCACCGCAUAUAUAUGUAAUGUAACUACUUUACUUCACGAAAUUAAUCUUUGGUUUUGUGAAGAAAAAAAAAACAAGAGAGAAAGGAAAAUAGAAGAAACUAUUAUAUUAUAUUUUAUAGAUAGAAUAAAAAUUAAAAUGCCUUCAUCUCUUCAGUUCCACAGAUUCAACUCAAACACCGACGCAGCAACAGCUAACGCCAUCGCUAACGGCGUUAACUGUCCAAAACAAAUCCAAACGCGUCGUUACGCGCUUUCUUCGGCAAAACUAACCGUUUCCGAAACGGUUGCUAACCAUCACACGCACGUGGUGGGACCCAAUCAAAGCUGUUCCGUUGUGAUCCAAACCAUCAACGCCUCCGUUUCAACCGUUUGGUCCGUCGUUCGACGUUUCGACAAUCCACAAGGCUACAAACACUUCGUGAAAAGCUGUAACGUCGUCGCCGGCGACGGCAUUCGCGUCGGCGCUCUCCGUGAGGUUCGGUUGGUUUCCGGUCUUCCCGCCGUUUCGAGCACGGAGAGGCUUGAGAUCCUUGAUGAUGAACGGCACGUCAUUAGUUUUAGUGUUGUUGGUGGAGAUCAUAGGCUUAGGAAUUACCGGUCGGUGACGACGCUACACAGUGACGGUAACGGAGGAACGGUUGUUAUUGAGUCAUAUGUAGUUGAUGUACCGCACGGUAACACGAAGGAAGAGACGUGUAGUUUCGUUGACACCAUUGUUCGCUGUAAUUUGCAGUCCCUAACUCAGAUCGCAGAGAAAGUGUGAAGAAGAAGCCAUAUUCAAAUAUGAUUAUAUUAUAAUAUUUAUAUUGCAACUACAAUUAGAGUAGUAGAAUAUAUUUUUCUUAUAAUAUUAAUUUUAUUUUUGUCUUAUGGGGUUUUUGUUUCUAAUAGGGGUUUUAUAUCAUGGUUCAUUCAUGGACAUAUUGAUGUGUAAGCCCGUAUUGGAAAUUGGGGGAGGGUUUUUUUUUUUUUUUGGAAGAUUAGAGAGAAGUGCAUUGUUAAAAUUAACGUUGAUGUAUAUCUUCUAUCUUUUCUUCUUUCAUUUGGAAUGAUGAUAACUGCUGCUUUCCUACAAUGGUUGCUACUUGCUAGUGUUAAUUUAUUUUAUUUUUCAUUUGUAA